AUGAGCAAACGUAGACGUAGUAGAAAAGCCAGGGGCCCUCAAUUAAAAAAACGCGAUGAUGAUGACGAUGUUUUGGAACAAAAUAAUCUGCAAUUUUUGGAUAGUUUACCAAAAUCAAUAGAUGAUAUUUGUAAAAUUGAAGUAUCUACUAGAGGUCAGACCAGUAACGAUCUUUGGAAAGAGCAUCGUAGUAAUAUGCUCACGGCGUCAAAUUUUGGAACCGUUUGCAAAUUACGCAAAACAACAGAUCCAAAAAGACUGUUAAUAAUAUAUUAUUUUCAUCUUUUUACGGAUCAGUCGCUACAAAAUGGAGACAAGAUCAUGAAUCUAUUGCGAUAG
Molecule: messenger RNA, 339 nt
Organism: Psylliodes chrysocephalus
Lineage: Eukaryota; Metazoa; Arthropoda; Insecta; Coleoptera; Chrysomelidae
Source: the annotation of a GenBank genome assembly